Neoarius graeffei (lesser salmon catfish) is the source of this 2844-nucleotide messenger RNA. It is a transcript of the gene hsd17b12b, whose product is annotated as hydroxysteroid (17-beta) dehydrogenase 12b. Gene Ontology annotation, molecular function: oxidoreductase activity. Gene Ontology annotation, cellular component: endoplasmic reticulum. The coding region runs from base 210 to 1163 and encodes 317 amino acids. The transcript has 11 exons. The record is from RefSeq and is a predicted model, not a curated record. NCBI's taxonomy places the organism in Eukaryota, Metazoa, Chordata, Actinopteri, Siluriformes, Ariidae.
AUCCUCAACAAAUUCCUGUUAGAUAUACAGUAUAAGUGCACUACAUAGGGCACAAAAUCCAUCACUCUGGUAGACUAGAUAGUUAGCAUAUAUAGGGAGCAGGGAUGCGUUUGGGAUUUCAGUUAAACUGAACGCUAGUUUGCUUUAUUGCGCGGUGAACGGAGAUUAGCUAAAAGCAGGAGUUUAGUAGAGACGCUCAGGCUGUAAUUAUGGAGGCGGCAGAUAUUUUGAAGCAGGUUCAAGUGCCCUUGUUUUGGGUAGGUGCUGUGACAGUGGCCUGGGUGUCCGUGUGCACUCUGUACCGACUCCUGAACGGUGUCCGGGUGUGGGUCCUGGGCAACGGGGACCUCAUUAAAGCGUUCAAACUGGGGAAAUGGGCAGUCGUAACCGGGGCCACCGACGGAAUCGGAAAAGCCUACGCGGAGGAGCUUGCACGGCGAGGCUUUGCCAUCGUCCUCAUCAGCCGUACUCAGGAGAAGCUGGAUGAUGUGUCUAAAGCUAUCGCGAGCAAGUACAAUGUUGAGACCAAAACCAUCUCUGCAGACUUUGGAUCGGUGGAUAUUUAUUCCAAGAUUGAAUCUGGACUCGCUGGCCUUGAAAUUGGGAUCUUGGUCAACAACGUUGGAGUGUCCUACUCUUACCCUGAGUUUUUUCUCAACAUACCAGAUCUCGAUAAUUUCAUCGACAACAUGAUCAACAUCAACAUCACCUCAGUUUGCCAGAUGACUCGGAUCGUGCUCCCCAGGAUGGUUGAGAGGUCUAAAGGAGUUAUCCUGAAUAUUUCCUCUGCGAGCAGCAUGUACCCCAUUCCACUCCUCAGUCUGUACUCAUCGUCUAAGGCUUUUGUGGAUUUCUUCUCCCGUGGACUGGACGCCGAGUACAGAAACAAGGGCGUCAUCAUCCAGAGCGUGUUGCCCUUCUUCGUGACUACCAAGCUGAGUAAGCUCAAGCGAGCCUCCCUGGACAUUCCCACUCCGGAGCGCUACGUGGCGGCGCAGCUCAACACUGUGGGUCUCCAGAGCCAAACAAACGGCUACCUGCCUCAUGCCAUCAUGGGUUGGGCGAUCACUUCUCUACUUCCCGCACAACUGCUCAACAAGUACAUCAUGAACAUGGGUCUAUCUCAGCGUGCACGCUACCUGAAGAAGCAGAAGCAGGGCUAAGACAGCAAAUGAAACAAGAUUAGUGGACCAACCAAAAAUUUCAUAAAAUUUAUUUUCCUUUCACUGCUGGAUACGAAGAUUGAGUCCUGCUUCACUGCUACUAAUCAGAUUUGUUUAUUUGGGCUAGCCUGAGUCUUUCUUUCAGUUCUCAAGAGGAGAGCCGAGCACUUUGGUGUCCUUGCAAGCAAAAAUAAAACUACUGCAUUUGUCGUGCAACAUUUCUACCUGGCUUUGCUAAUUGAACGGGAUUGCAAUGCGUUUGUACUUGUAACAGCAGCGAGUCAUUUUACAUUUCAUAUCAGUGCACUAAUUUACAUUAAAACAGAAAAUAAGCUCUAAUUUGCUAUUAAAUUACUGUAUUACUCUAGAACUGAUCAGUUCGCUCUUCGGUGUUUGGUCUUGAACAGAUUUCACUCUAAUGUAAAAGGAGUUAAAGGAGCUGUUUAACUUUUAAAGCCUUCUGAUUGACUGUGGUGAAUUGUAAUUGCAGUUACAACAUCGACAAUCCUUUCUGUUUCCCCUACUGAUCCCAUUCCCCUGUUUAAAAGCUGUAUGCAUUGCGAGUUGCCUUUAAAAGGAAAUUAAAAUAGCUGAGCAGCUCUGGUUUGGCUGCUUGAGCUUAUUUCUGGGCUAGAAAAACGUAAACGGAAACCUAAAAACAAACAACUGACCCAGAUUCAUUGCAUGGUAAUGUUUGCGAAUUUUAUUUCAAAUAUAAAUUUGAAAAACUGUUUUGUGUCUAGACACAGUAAAAUUUACACACUGCACCUUUUAAGUAUUGAUGGCACUCCAUUCACAUUUUCAAUUAGAUGUGUUGACGUAGGCAUGUUACAGUUGGCAUCUGCACAAACGUUCAUAUUGUAUUAAAUCGGGGGGAUUUAAAAAUAAAUAGUAUUACAAUAGCACUUAUGUUUCUGUACUUUUUCCAAAAUAUGGGUUUUCAGAUCACCGUUUUUCAAAGUAUGCUUUAGUCUGAUGGAUUUGUUGUAGUGUGCACAUGUUGGCAAGAUUAUUUAUGAUUAUUUUUUUUUUCCCCUCCUCUCUCUACUUGGUCCCAUUUACCAAACUAUGUCGGUAUCACAAGUCUUUCUAUAAGACCACAUCUUUUUAUGCAGAAUGCAUUUGCAUUGCUCUGUUUUAUUUUUAAACACCGCUUAAUUGUAACUCGGCUGUUUUGAUGACGGUGCUGUGACUGCGGUGUGGUCAGGGCUUCAUGAGCUAAGGGCACAGUUAUUUUUCCAUUUCCACUUCAUAUCUCACAGGUAAUGCUAUACUGGUGACCUCAAUUGUAUGAGUUCAGUGUGGAUUUAAAUGGCCUUGGGUCAGGAGAGUGAGAACAGUACAGUAGAUGAUGUCAAUGUCUGAUUUGCAGACAUAAACGAAUGCACUGUUUGGUAUGAGUUUUGUGUUCUUUAGAGUUCAUAUUCAAAUAAAAAGUGGCAUUGUUGGAAAUCUUAAAGCCUAGUCAUGAAUCAUGAUAUUGCUGAAAUACACCUUUUACUAACACGUUUUAAGGAUUUUAAACUUUAAUUAAACUGCAGUUGUAUGGAAAAGUUUGGGCACCCCUGGCUAAAUGACUUUAUCAAGUGGAGAUGCAAACUACUUUAAAAAAAAAAGUUACAUUUUCUUUCAGAUGGUAAUGCAAUUUUAUAUUUGAUUAAUUAAAAAAAUUCUAAUUCUG